AUGGGAUGCCGACCAGUCUCUCGUCGACUCAUUACCAUUCGUCUGAAGGCAUCGCAUUUUAACAUCACCAUCAUCCAAGCCUAUGCCCCAACCACUGACUACGAUGACGAUGUAAUUGAAGACUUCUAUGAUCAACUGCAAAAAGUUAAAGACCAGACGCCAAAGAAAGACAUCAUUGUAGUGCAGGGCGACUGGAAUGCAAAGAUAGGAGAGGACGCAAGCAAGAACUGGAAGGGGACAUGUGGCCAAUAUUGCAACCAUGAAACCAACGAAAGAGGCUUAAGGCUCUUAGAAUUCGCCAAAUAUAAUUACCUGAAGGUGGUGAACACAUUUGGCCAACACAAACCAUGUAGACGUUGGACAUGGCACAGUCCAGGCGGACAAUACCACAAUCAGAUCGACUACAUCAUGGUCAAAGGACGCUUCCAGUCAAGUGCGAACAUCGCAAAGACCAGGAGCUUUCCAGGAGCCGACGUCGGAAGUGGCCAUGAGCUUGCGACGAUGACCUUCAAACUACGCCUCCAAAGGAUGAAAAGCCAGGGCAACAAAAGGAUCAGGUCACGUCUUGAAAAACUCAAGGACCCCAACAUCGCAGAAAUUUUUCGAGCAACGAUAGGGGGAAAGUUUGCUCCACUCCUCGUCCUUGGUAAUCAGGACCCCGAAAUAGACACUCUGAUCAACAGAUUUAACACUGCCGUGACAGAAACAGCCAGCGACAUCCUUGGCAAACACCGACCAACAAAGAAGCCCUGGGUCACAGUUGACAUACUAAAGCUAUGCGACAAACGCAGAUAA
Molecule: messenger RNA, 795 nt
Organism: Strongylocentrotus purpuratus (purple sea urchin)
Lineage: Eukaryota; Metazoa; Echinodermata; Echinoidea; Camarodonta; Strongylocentrotidae
Product: craniofacial development protein 2-like
Exons: 1
Coding region: 1-795 (264 amino acids)
Biological process (GO): chromatin remodeling
Cellular component (GO): nucleus
Molecular function (GO): catalytic activity
Source: RefSeq, a predicted model, not a curated record